UCACGAACCUUCCCUUUCUCUCUCUCAAUAUCAGAGGAGACCAAACCCCCAACCCUCAAAAUCGAUAGAACCUCUCGAGAGACCAUCCAACAUCCUCUUCUUCUCUUAAAUCAAAACCUAUAAAAGAAACCUAAUUUCAAACUCUUCCCUCUCUUCGAUCCUCCGUUUCGUGUUUCUUUUCACUGAUUUUCCCUCCAAUUCCACCGGAUUUUUCCCUUUCCGAACCCUAGAUCUACCGAUUUUUUCGUUGAUUUCUUAUUGGAAAUUGGGAUUUUUUGGGAUCUAAAUCUAUAUCUUUAUUGUUAUACACUCCUAUUAACGAUUACGAACUGAGACUUUCUGCGAUUUACUAAAACGUAGAUCAAUUAUUAAUCUUGGUUUGGGAUUUUGAUCCAAUUAGGUUUAGCUUGUGGGUUAAUUAAAUCAAGGGAUUUAUUGGGGUUUAUUUGAGGGUGAGGAACACAGGGAAUGGCGGAACAAGGUGGCUUGGAAGGGAGCCAGCCAGUGGACCUAUCCAAGCACCCGUCUGGCAUAGUUCCCACUCUUCAGAACAUUGUAUCCACAGUCAACCUUGACUGCAAGCUUGAUCUUAAGCAAAUAGCGUUGCAAGCUCGUAACGCCGAGUACAACCCUAAGCGUUUUGCUGCUGUGAUCAUGAGAAUUAGGGAGCCAAAGACUACAGCUUUAAUUUUUGCCUCUGGCAAGAUGGUGUGCACGGGAGCCAAAAGUGAACAACAGUCGAAACUGGCGGCUAGGAAGUAUGCUCGAAUCAUCCAGAAGCUUGGAUUUCCUGCUAAGUUUAAGGAUUUCAAGAUUCAGAAUAUUGUUGGUUCAUGCGAUGUUAAGUUCCCAAUCAGACUUGAAGGCCUGGCAUAUGCUCAUGGUGCUUUUUCAAGUUAUGAACCUGAACUUUUCCCUGGGCUGAUAUAUCGAAUGAAACAGCCAAAGAUUGUACUCCUUAUUUUUGUAUCGGGAAAAAUUGUGAUUACUGGAGCAAAGGUACGAGAUGAGACAUACACAGCAUUUGAGAAUAUAUAUCCGGUUCUCACAGAGUUCAGGAAGGUUCAGCAAUGAUAAGAUUAUACGAGGUUGCUGGCCAUUAACGAAUAUUAUGAAAGGAAAUCCAUCGGUGGUGUGAUAAUAAUGGCGGAGGUGGGAUGCAAGUGUGAAUAUAUGUAAAGCAGUUUCCAGCAAUUGGAUUGUAAGCUGUGGGUAUAUUCUACAGGGUUCAAUGUUCAGUCAAUUGGUCGAAGCAGUACGUUGCCUAAGGGUGGUGGAAUGUGGCUCUUAUUUGUUUUGUAAUUGUCACUGCGUUUUAUGGGAUUUGGAAAUAGCCACAAACCAAAGUACAUUCGCAUUGAUUCAGUGUAAAAGCAGUUACAAUUAAAUUUUGUAACGUGAAGCUUGUCAUGAACAUGAUAAUAAGACAUUCCAUGAUUUUAUGGGUUAAAUGAAAUUUGUUGUUUUGUCA
This is a messenger RNA of Tripterygium wilfordii, 1471 nucleotides long. Its product is annotated as TATA-box-binding protein. Lineage: Eukaryota; Viridiplantae; Streptophyta; Magnoliopsida; Celastrales; Celastraceae. The record is from RefSeq and is a predicted model, not a curated record. Bases 469 to 1074 code for a protein of 201 amino acids. The transcript is spliced from 9 exons. Gene Ontology annotation, molecular function: DNA binding; RNA polymerase II general transcription initiation factor activity. Gene Ontology annotation, biological process: DNA-templated transcription initiation.